Gallus gallus (chicken) is the source of this 4833-nucleotide messenger RNA. It is a transcript of the gene SNCG, whose product is annotated as synuclein gamma. Lineage: Eukaryota; Metazoa; Chordata; Aves; Galliformes; Phasianidae. The transcript is spliced from 5 exons. The record is from RefSeq and is a predicted model, not a curated record. The coding region runs from base 4144 to 4470 and encodes 108 amino acids. Gene Ontology annotation, biological process: synaptic vesicle endocytosis; chemical synaptic transmission; synapse organization. Gene Ontology annotation, molecular function: cuprous ion binding. Gene Ontology annotation, cellular component: neuronal cell body; axon terminus; cytoplasm.
AUCUAUUACUAAAAAUACUCCUUAAUUGUAUUAACCUUGAGGGAAAUACGUCAUUCCUUAAUGUUAAGCGGAACAAGACUUACAAAGGCUUGAUCUGAAGUUCAGUGAGCCAAGUGGGAAUUCUGCGCUGACACCAAUGAGCUAUGAAACCUCAGUAGCUGCCCUCUCACAAAGAGAACCUCAUUCGGCCUGUUUCUGGGGCAUAGAAGCUUUAAGUUCUGCUUCUGUGUUUUUUUUUUUCCCCUUGGUGAUCGUGUAGCUUCACUCACUGAGUACACCACCAGCUUUGCACUCUCAGCUUUCAUCCUCUUUCAUAGGGUUUCCUUUCCACUCCAGCCUCUGUGGCCAAGGAGAAGCUGCUUUGUGAGGAGAGUCAGGAAUGAUGAAGCUUAUAGCAAAACUGCAAGUUGGAGCAACACCGAAGUCAGCCCUACAAAACCGGGGCUAGGGAUGCUUGUUUUGAUGCUGGGGAUGGUUGUUUUUGUUCUUGUCGUUGGAUGCUACACCUGCUUUUUCCGACACGCAGCAAAACAGAAGCAGCUCUGUCUGCGAUGUCGGAGUUUGGCCAGACAUCCUGCUAUCACGGCAGCAGCACAGGAGGUAAAGCAAAGUGGCCAUAACUUUGUUACAAUGAACACAGGGUUGGCUCUUCUCCAUGCAGUGCUACGAGUGGUAAGAGCAGCAGGAUGGCAGGUGAGAGUAAUGCCCCCCAGCACAGCCCGGUACUUAAGUUUCAUUGGUGGUGCUCUCCCGAUUGUCACUGCAGUGCAUCACUUCAGGCAGUUGCUGUGUCAGUGGAAUUUGUGCCUGAACAAAAGCUUCAGGAUGUUGUUUUUCCAUGAGUUUUGUUAUUCCUUUGUCUGUGCUCGCGCAGCAGAGCUGUCCCUCACAUCGGUUUCCUCAUGUUUCUAUUCUCAAGGAAGGCAGUUCCUAUCAUUACUCUGAGAGCUCCUGCCCAGCGGAUCGUGACUAUUACUGGUGGACUGCAGGUCCUUUAAGGCCCAUAGCUCUUUCCUUUCCUGUACAGUGCAAAAGGCACCAGAUAUGCAAUUAGUGCUGCUGAGAUGUGCUACUAGAUGACAACAGAAGGCUGUCCAGUUCUGGGCUCCGCAGUUCAGGAAAGAAGACAGGGAACCUCUGCAGAGAGUCCAGUGGAGGGCCAUGAAGGUGACUGGGGGCCUGGAGCAACUCCUGUAUGAGGAAAGGCUGAGAGACCUGGGGCUGUUCAGCCUGGGGGAGAGAAGGCUGAGGGGGAUCUUGUCAAUGCUUGUAAUUAUCUAAUGGAUGGGUGUCAAGUGGAUGGGGCCAGGCUCUUUUCAGCAGUGCCCAACAACAGGACAAGGCGCAACGGGCACGAACUGCAACACUGUAAGUUCCAUACAAACAGAAAGAAGGAAUUCUUCACUGUCAGAGCGACAGAGCACUGGAACAGGCUGCCCAGAGAGGUGGUGGGGUGUCCUUCUCCUCCCACCUGCAGGCUUCCCUGUAUGACCUGCUGUAGGGAUCUUGCUUUAGCACAGGGAUCAGACUCGAUGGUCUCCAGAAAUCCCUUCCAGUCCCUACAGUUCUGUGUUUCUGUGACUGUUCUCUUUGGAUUUAAAGUGAUUUCCCAGUAACUUGUGUAGGCUCCUGACUUACUCCAUCUGAAGCAGAAAAAAAUCAGGCUUUAGCAGUAGAACAGUCUGUGUUCUGUUUUUCCCACAGUGCAAAGCACUGACAACAAAAGAGGACUCAGCUUAAAAAAGAGGUAAAGUAUUGCAUUUAAAUUAGCCUAAACUGGGACUGUGCAUGUCAGUUUUAAGAAAGACUCAUCAGUUAAUUCACUGGGGAGUGCCAAAGGGAUUAAGUACUUAAAAAGGUGCUGGCUCUUCUAAGGAACAAGGUGUGCCUUGUUUUUAAUUAGCAGCUGGUGUGUGAUUGCUGGUGACCUGACAGCACAUCAGUGAAUUCUCUGCUCUGCUGAGCUGGCAGCAGUGUGCAUCAGCCAGGCGGCAGGAACUCCUCCUGUUUCCCUCUUUCCCUGAUGAUGGGUAACGCUCCUCUUGGGCAGGGACCUUGUGCCUCAUCCCAUGAACAUCACUGGAGAAAUCUCUGCAAGAGUUUUCUUCUCUUCACAAAGCAUCCACAGCCAUUUCCUUCCUGAUCUUUUCCUCAGCACAGUGCAAGUUCUGCAGCCUGCUCUGAGGGCAGCUUAAACUGGGAUUUCAUCUUCUGAUUGUUGCAGAUAAAAGUCCAAUGCUAGCACAGCACUCACUUCAUCUUGAAGUGGGAUUGCAGCUGGUGUUCCCUGCCAGCAUAGCUGUGCUUGUACCAGCCAGCCAAAGAUGCAGAACAAGACGAGGUUCCCAAACUGUGUGCGCUCAGCGUGCAGCAAGGCUUGUCCUGAUCAUCUUUUCGCCUCAGCAAAAGAUUUCAGUUUGUUCAGGGCCGGCUGCUGAUGACUCGUUUGAGGGUUAUUGACCCUCAUCAGUAGGAAGGCUUUGGAUGCACCCAGCAGCCACUGCUGGGGAUUCUGUCACUACUCUUGAACAAGAGAUCCCUUGCUAUCUUCUGAAGGAACAAAUUGCUACAGCUUGCACUGAUGAGCCACGUAACAAAGGAAAUGAGAGAAUCUUUUGUAUGAGGAGGGCUAGAUAACUACUGUAUUGCACUCAGAGAAGCUACGUUUCUUUGGGAACUGUUCAUCAAAUACAUGUAAGGGGAGCCAUUCCACCUGCAGCUGUGCAACUCAACAAGAGAGCUGAAGACAGAUUUCCAAAAGUCCCGAAAGGAGCCAAGUGCCAAAUUUUGAUAGGAAAGCCACUGCUUCUGUUAAUGAACUUGGCACUGCAGAAGCUAUUGUUGAGCAUUCUGGCCAUUCCAGUAGUGUGCAGGAUGUCAGGGGCCGAAGAUCACACUAAGCUGCAUUUAAUCCAGAAGUUGCCUUGAUUUAAGCCUGUGUUUUAUUCCCCUUUGGUGGGAAAUUUCAGUAUCCCAUAAACAUCCUAAGAAAGUCCCUGUCUAAUUUGGAAGAAACAGAUGAGUCAGUGUGAAACCAAUAUUAAUCAGAUCAAUGGUUGUUUUCCUGUAAAAGCAGAAAAGAAAACGAGCUGUUAAGAGGGGGCAUUGUUCUGACUGAACCAGAAUAAGAGCGAUUCUGGUUUCCUCUGCUUCUUUGCACUCUGAAGGAUGGUUGCUCCCCAUUUGGGGCACCCUGGCUGAUCGCAGUCCUGCUCUGUGGCUGUCUCAGUGCAGGGCUAAAGGAAGGGGUGCGUGUUUCAGUGAGAUAACAACACGGCCGGCUGACACCAGGAAGCCCUCCUCUCAUCCAGGGGUGACUUGACAGAACUGUGUACACAAACCUUGACAGCGUGAUUAAGGAUUUACUUAUUCUGCAGAUUUUUGCCUUUUCUGUUUGUAAUUCGGGAUUUUCGUUUUUAUUCGGUUCCAUUUUUUUUUUUCCCAAACGUUUUAAUUGUAAGAAAAAUUGCAACAGAUGCGAGAUUAAGUGUGUGUUUGUGGCUUAAAGAGAGCAGAGCACUAAAAUACCCGCCAUGAUGGAGAUACGGUACACAGGACAGGAGCUGCUUGACAGUGAUUCCACUUUAGGAAAGAGAAGGCUAUGGCUAUCUCUAUGACUGUCAUAGUGAGGGAAGCCAGGUUUAGUUCCUCUGCUCAUCCCCACCUCAUCACCACUUCCAUUUCCCCAUCCCUGCGUGAGCCAUCCAUCUGCGGACAGCUCUGUCCAUGUGGUUACUGAGGGGUAAAGUCACAAAUAGCCUCUGAUUUUUUUUUCUUUCUUCCUUUUUUUUUUUUUUUCCAUGAGCUUAUUUUUAACCUGGAACGCUUCGGUGAUCUGGUUUACAGUGUUACUUGACAGGUCAGGCCAACUGAGGGUACAGGGAACUCUGGGCUUCGCUGCCCAAGCUGCCAUGUCAUGGAAUUGCACCUUUUAGAUGCUUCAUUAUUAUUAUUAUUAUUUUCAUGAAUUAUGAAUAUAACGUGCAUGAAAUCUGAGUCGUCGGUGCAAUUCUUUGCGGGGCUGCAGGCACAGGGAUUGGAUUAGAGCCUGCAUGGGAAUUAUGGGUAUUAUACACUGAGUAUUUAUGAAAUCUAGAACUUGUCUUUACUGCUCUUACUCUUCAGCUUCCAUGGCUAAAACAGAUGCUAACGGACUACAGAUCUUCAUAUACUCGUGCUUCCAUUUCCCUUACUACUUCUGUUGGUACCAAAACCAAGGAAGGCGUAGUGCAGAGCGUGACCUCAGUUGCUGAGAAGACCAAGGAGCAGGCCAACGUGGUGGGAGAGGCAGUGGUAGCCAGCGUGAACACGGUGGCCAACAAGACAGUAGAAGGAGCAGAGACCAUCGUGGCCACUACAGGAGUUGUAAAAAAGGAGGACCUGGCUCCGCAGCAGCCGGCAGCUGAGGGAGAGGCAGCCAUACCAGGGAGCACAGAAGGCGGCGGAGAGGGUGAAAAUGAAGGCAAUUAAACAACUUCUAUCUCAAAAGUUGGAAUCCCAAGAGUGUACAUGGAAAUACUAGUUGACACUGCAGCAGGGACGGCCUGCGCUCAGCACUGUAGUCUUUCACUCGCCUCAUUAACCAACCUUAAUAUACAAUGUAAGUCGGCUCCUGGUUCCAAGGAGAGGGUGACACUGUACUGGGGGUUCCCCCCCCUCCCCACGUCCUUCGUGGCUUUCUGACCCCCAGCUUUGCGUGUUCUGGUGCUCCGGUUUGUUUUAGUGGGCUCACUGAUCCAUGGCUCAUGUCCACCGCCACUGGCACUUGGGGUCUCUAGGUAUUGUGGAGUUUAUUUUUUAUUUUAGCUAAUAAAAAAAGAAGUGUUUGAACAA